Molecule: messenger RNA, 828 nt
Organism: Hydra vulgaris (swiftwater hydra)
Lineage: Eukaryota; Metazoa; Cnidaria; Hydrozoa; Anthoathecata; Hydridae
Source: RefSeq, a predicted model, not a curated record
AUGCUAAAACUUGGGCUUGCAGUUUUUACAGGAGGUUAUUUAUCGGCAUCCUUGAUUCUUUUGCACAAUCCCUGUUUAGUUCACAAGAAAAAGAAAGUAUUAUUUUCAUGUCAGCACAUUAGCCAUCGUGGAGGGGCUGGAGAAAAUUUAGAAAAUACUUUAACAGCUUUUCGUCAUGCAAUAGAAGUUGGGACACAGAUGCUAGAAUUAGAUGUUCACUUGACAGCAGAUGGUCAGGUUGUUGUAUCUCACGAUAAUAAUUUAAAAAGAUUAACUGGUGUUGAUGCAAAUAUUUCAGACUUGAACUUUAAUGAUCUUCCUCCUUUGUUGCACCAAAUUCCUGUUACAUUUAGUCACCACGAUGUUUCAAUAUGUAAUAAUAAUGACCAAGAAUUUGAAAGAAAAAAUUUGGUAGCAAUUGGUAAUGCAAGCAAAAAAGUUGCUAACUGUGUUUAUAAUCAAGACCCAAACAUACACUUAGUGUUUUCAAAAGAAAGAUGUUUAACUCUUAUAGUUUUGUUUUAUAUUGGAUUACUGCCAUUUGUACCUCUUAAAGAAUGUUUUCUUGAAUUGCCAUAUCCACCUAGUAUUUUGAAACGUGCAGAUUUAAGUUUAACUGAACGCAUUCUAUUAAAAAUUACAGAUUGGUUGCUUAUUCGGCCUGUAAUAUUUCAACACUUACAAAAGCGUGGUAUACAAGUUUACUUAUGGGUAGUAAAUGAUGAAAAAGAUUUUGACGAUUGUUUCAAUCAAUUAAAAGUUGAUGGUGUAAUGACAGACUACCCAACAAAACUGACAACAUAUCUUAAAAAGCUGAAAAAUAUAUAA